Messenger RNA from Dovyalis caffra, 186 nucleotides. The record is from the annotation of a GenBank genome assembly. NCBI's taxonomy places the organism in Eukaryota, Viridiplantae, Streptophyta, Magnoliopsida, Malpighiales, Salicaceae.
AUGGCAGGCUACCAUCACCGUAUGGUCAUUUUAGCUCGCAUGCCUGAAACAAACGUAUCCAUAAAUGGGGAUAAAUUACCGGACAGACUAGGAUUUUGGAGGGCUAUUGAUACCGAAAGUGCAAGUCAUAUGGCUUGCAUGAGAACUGCAAGGCUAGGUAAAUUUCUUUCACCAAUACAUGCUUGA